AAGCUCGUAUCUCCUGACCAAAACACUCCCACGUGAGGGGCCCAAAAAAUCUGGUCCCUCCUGACCUCACCUUUAAUUACCGACUCUCAGGUGUUUGUGUGACCCCUCCACCGUCACAUCCGGAUGGUGGUGUUAGGGUCCCAUGAUGCCUCCCUGCCUGGUCGCUACUGGGGGGAGGGACAGGAGCCCGUGGCCAGCCCUAGUCAAGCCUCACUGCUCCUGGCCAGACUGAAUGAGCGUGCCAGGGCCAGGAAAGCCGGUCUUGGGAAGGGAACACCGAGGGAUGGGCAGAAAGGAUUAGGGACUGAGAUAACGACACCAGAGCAGAGAUUGAUGAGAGGGGACAGAGAGGAAGGGAUUUCUGGGAUUGUCGCAACACCCAAGACGCAACACAUCAGCACAACACAGCCCAGUAGUGAUGUCCAGCCCAAGGUCAAUGGAGUUAAGGUUUCAGAUCCCUUCUCUGAGGAGGCGGAAAGUGUUGGAGAGAAGAAGAGGAAGAAAGGGGAGGAGACGGAUGACCUUACUGGUGGAGGGUCAAUGCUAGAAAUAUCGAUGAGUGAACAGAAUGAAGAAUGCGUUGAAGGGUCUGUCACGAAGAAGAAAAAGAAGAAAAGGAAACGAGAAGAGGAAGAAAGAGCAGUAAGAAUGGAGGGUUUAGUUAGCUCACAGGAUGAAGGAGGUAGUGAAGCCCCCAUUACCAAGAAGAAAAAGAAGAAAAGGAAGAAGGAAGAGGAAGAAUUGCAACAAGGAGGGGAAGAAGGGGAAGCAAUAGAGCCUGUGAUAAGUGAGGUAGCUGUGGAGGGUGCAGAAGAGAGUGGCUUGAAAAAGAAGAAGAAGAAGAAAAAGCAGGAAGAAUGUAUGAAUGAGAAUGAGUCCGGUACAGUAGAUGAAAGUAGGUCUGCCAUAAAAAAGGAAAAGAAGAACGAAAAUGAAGAUAAUGAAAUGGAGGAUAGCAGGACCGAAGAAAGCAUUACCAAAAGUCCCCAAAUGAAGAAGGAGAAGAAGAAGAAAGGAGAGGAGUUAGAGGAAGAAGAAGAGGUGGAGAAAACAGUGAAAAGGAAGAUGAAAGAAGAGGAAAUAAAUGACACACAACAGCAGGAAACUAACGAAACUCUCCACUCACCAGCGCACCAGAAGAAGAAGAAGAAGAAAAACAUCAAGUUGGAACCCAAGGAGGAUGAAAACCAAGAUACUUCCACUACUCUUAAAGUCCCAAAAAUAAGGGUCAAGGAAGAGAUACUAGACAGAAAUGAAGCCUUUGAGAUGGAGCAGAAAGAGGAAGAAGAAGAACUUGGAGUAGACAAUCACAUCGGAGGAGGAGAUGAAGAAAAGGAGGAGGAAAACGAGAAAGACAGACAGGAUGAUGAAACGAAGAAAAUCAAAAAGAGGGAGAAGAAGAAAAAGAAGACCAAGAAAAAGGAAGGGAAAGAGAAGAACAGAGAGGUCAAGGGGUUCACUCUCCUCACAGAAGUGGAAGCGACGAGGAAGCAGAAGGUCCAGCGCACCCUCCCCCACUGGCUAGCACACCCCACAGUCAUUGGCCGCGACCUCAUGGCUGACGGGACACCUGUGGACUCGCUCCCAGGCCUUGACCCGUCCCUGAAAGACCUCUUGAAGCUGCAGAAAGUCCAGCAGCUCUUCCCAGUGCAGAGGGCGGUCAUCCCGGAGAUACUGGCUGGUGCUGGGACCCUUGCAUGCAGGUUCCGGCCAAGAGACCUGUGUGUGUCCGCCCCUACAGGCAGCGGCAAGACCCUGGCCUAUGUGCUGCCCCUCGUCCAGGCCCUCAGGAGUCGCACGGUGCCCAGGAUCCGCGCCCUUAUCCUCCUUCCGGUGCAGGAGUUGGCGACACAGGUCUUCCACGUGUUCCAAACCUACUGUCGCGGCACUCCCCUGCGUGUGGGCAAGGCGGUCGGCCACUCCACGCUGCAGAAGGAACAGAUGGCCCUCGUGGCUCACCAUCUGGAUCGCCACCACUCCCUCGUAGACAUCCUGGUGGCCACGCCCGGGAGACUGGCCGAUCACCUUAGGAUGACGCGUGGUCUGGACCUCUCGGCCCUUAGGUACUUGGUGUUAGACGAAGCAGACCGCAUGUUGGCAGCGGAGGGCGGGGACUGGGUGGCUCACGUACAGCGGGCCAUCAGCGACCACCAGGCAGUGUCCAGGGCCGGCCAGUCGCUCCCUCAGGCACACCUCCAACGCCUGCUCUUCUCAGCCACUCUCUCCAGCGACCCGGAACAGCUGCAACACGUAACACUCCACCACCCCAAGCUGUUCACUGUGGCUGCCCCUGCUGCUGGCCAGGACAAGUCAGCCGCAGUGGUCAUCGGGCAAUUCGUGCGGCCAUCGGAGCUCAAGGAGGAGUAUGUGAUGGUCGAGGAGGAGGUGAAGCCGCUCGCCCUCCACCACCUCCUCGUGUCGGGAGAGGGGCGUCACAGGGUCCUCGUAUUCACAAACUCCGUGCACGCGACACACAAGUUGGCCCUCCUCCUGGCUGCCCUGUCCCGUGGCUCUGAGAGGGUCGUGGCGGAGUUCUCAAGCAAGAGGGACAAGAGGCAGCAGAUUGUGUCACAGUUUGCAUCGGGGAAGAUUGACGUGCUAGUGUCCAGCGAUGCCAUGGCCCGAGGGUUGGACAUACCGAACAUCGACCACGUGGUGUCCUAUGACGUAACGGCCACCACCACCUAUGUCCAUCGCAUUGGCCGUACUGCGAGGGCGGGGCGGCCAGGCACGGCACUCUCCAUUGUUACCAAGAGCUCCAUAGGUGAGUUCCGUAAGGCACUGUCAGGGGGCGGCGAGGGUGCGUCCCAGCUCUCCCUCGCCCCGGAAGAGCUUGAGCCUUACGAGCAGCAGUACAUCGACGCCCUGGCCAGCCUGAAGGGCACACUGGAGGAGGAGGAGCGGGAGAAGAGACAGAACCACACAACGAACGGAAAGGCAAAGAAGAAGCAGAAGAAGAAGAAGAGGCAGAGGAAGCAGAAGAAGGACUUGCGGACGACACGGCUGGCGCAGAGGAAGGCCGGGGACAGCAGGGGGAAGGUGACCGUCAAUGCGAAUCGUUUGCGUCACCACCCGAAGAGAACGUAAACAAAGGGAUUGAUACGCGGCCGAGAGAGCGACACCACUUUAGGGAAAAUGAGGCGGCUAGUUGUGACAAAGCAAAAAACGCAAAACGAACAUAAAUAAAGGAAAUGACGCCACCGAGACAAGGGUAAACAAGCCCUAUAGUUACGGUGAAGUCUCGGUAUUGGCAGCUGGUCUGGGGGCAAGAUUUUAAAGUGCCUGUUCAUGCCUUCUACUAACUGCGGAUUUCCUACAAGAAGACAUCAAGCUACAGGAAUGGAACAAAAAGUGGCUGCUACAAUUCAAUGAAGAAAAAUGUAAAGUCCUGCACCUUGGGAGGGGAUAUCCAGCACACCAAUACCACAUGGGAAGCACUCCACCAUCCACCACAGAGGCAGAGAAAGACCCGGGAGUAUAUGUGACCAGGGUACCAGUGAAGGGAUAUCCAGCACACCAAUACCACAUGGGAAACACUCCACCAUCCACCACAGAGGCAGAGAAAGACCCGGGAGUAUAUGUGACCAGGGUACCAGUGAAGGGAUAUCCAGCACACCAAUACCACAUGGGAAACACUCCACUAUCCACCACAGAGGCAGAGAAAGACCCGGGAGUAUAUGUGACCAGGGUACCAGUGAAGGGAUAUCCAGCACACCAAUACCACAUGGGAAACACUCCACCAUCCACCACAGAGGCAGAGAAAGACCCGGGAGUAUAUGUGACCAGGGUACCAGUGAAGGACAAAUCCAUGCCAAUUGCAGCAGACAGAUUAAUGGGACCAGGGAGAGUUGAGGGACAUAAGGUUCUGCCAUUGUUUUGUUGCUUUUAAAUAAAUUAUGAGACGUC
Eriocheir sinensis (Chinese mitten crab) is the source of this 3906-nucleotide messenger RNA. RefSeq names its product ATP-dependent RNA helicase DDX51-like (gene Dbp73D). Gene Ontology annotation, cellular component: nucleus. Gene Ontology annotation, molecular function: ATP binding; nucleic acid binding. NCBI's taxonomy places the organism in Eukaryota, Metazoa, Arthropoda, Malacostraca, Decapoda, Varunidae. Bases 124 to 3087 code for a protein of 987 amino acids. The record is from RefSeq and is a predicted model, not a curated record. The transcript is spliced from 9 exons.